This is a messenger RNA of Dissoconium aciculare CBS 342.82, 528 nucleotides long. RefSeq lists its product as uncharacterized. The coding region runs from base 201 to 494 and encodes 97 amino acids. The transcript has a single exon. The record is from RefSeq and is a predicted model, not a curated record. Lineage: Eukaryota; Fungi; Ascomycota; Dothideomycetes; Mycosphaerellales; Dissoconiaceae.
GACUCCCUGCGCAAUCAAUUACCGUUCCAGGAACUCCGUCACAUACAGAAUCUGACCACGUCAUAGAACUGGAAGAAACACGAGUGGCAAUGAUGGCUCGACUUCGCGAAGAGACGCUCAAAUGCUUGAAUGAAACUCGGUGGAAGUACGAGCCUACGGAUAGGUUCCAACCUGGUCUACCCUAAGUCGAAAUAUCGCCAAUGACAUAUACUGAGGUUUCCUACUCUGGAUCCUCCUGUGUAAACCCCACAGGAUUGAAAUGCCUGGAUAUUAGAAGAUUAGAAGCUGCAGCUGACUCUCAAAGUGCUUAUAUGCGAUGCGACAUCUAUCACCGUAGUAUGGGCUUUUUGGCAUGCCACUCCCUUGUGCGAGCACGUGAAGCUCGCGCAUCCAUUUUACCGCCUCUUCUUCAUGCCUUAUGCACUUGUUCCAAGUUUCUGAUCGGAUCCAAAUGCUCCAUCAUGACGGCGUGCCAUGAUUUGACUCAACUCUGACAUCGCCGCGUUACGUAAAACAAAACUGCCAAAA